Messenger RNA from Poecilia latipinna (sailfin molly), 2399 nucleotides. RefSeq names its product myeloid-associated differentiation marker homolog. Gene Ontology annotation, cellular component: membrane. The transcript is spliced from 3 exons. The coding region runs from base 1081 to 1932 and encodes 283 amino acids. The record is from RefSeq and is a predicted model, not a curated record. Lineage: Eukaryota; Metazoa; Chordata; Actinopteri; Cyprinodontiformes; Poeciliidae.
CGGGGCCCCGAAAGAUGUUUUGUAUUUUUGUGAAUGAAUAAAGUCAGAUUGCCUUACUUUUAUCACUGGCUAAGAGGAUUUUGGCGGUGUUGUUGAAAAAAAAUGUCUGAUUUGCUCUGGGAAAUGUCUAUCAUGAAUGUUUGAUUAUUAUUAGCCCACGUUGGCCGUUUCUUAGACAUUGGCGCGGAGCAUCAGGGAGUGAUUUGUCAUGAUGGCGGACAGAAUGAAAGACAGCCGAGCGCAGGAACGAAAGAAAAAGAAGAGCGCGACCGAGAGGAUAUGAAGAAAAUAUCCAAGCCAACAGGGUUUUUUAAAACUCAUACUGGACAGAAACAUUGUCCCUUGAGCUGUUGCUAACAGCGGUUCUAUGGUCCGCCAGAACCUGGACUGAGGCGGCGGAAAGGGGAACAUUACGCCAGGUGGAGCGAUGACCACGGAUAAUCCGUACAGUACUGAUCCUGCGCUUUGGGCAAAAACAGUGUGAGCUUACUGGGCUGAGCAAGAAGCAGAAAAUGUGGAUGUUAAUUUUAAAGCAUCGGAACAUCUUUACAAACAUCAGAAACGAUUCUUCUCCAGAUCGCGUUGUGAAAGCUAGCUCGCAAGUGGUGAGUACAUCCAAACACAGGGCGAGUUAUCCUCCAUCCACCGCGGCUGUGUUUUUGCAUUUUAAACGACGCUAAAAGUCAGUGAAGCUUUGAAACGGGUUUCCGUGAGUGGAAAAAAGCAACAGAAAUAUUCAAAGAGAAAGAAAACAGCUAAAGUCACAGAAAAGUAAUGCGACUGCUCUGCUCGCUCGCGCUCAAUGUGAAGUUUAAAAAGCGGAACUAGCUUUAGCGUCUAGCUAGCAGCCGCGGGAGGAAAUGUCCUAAUCAUAUGGCGAAGGGCCGGCUGUACAAAUUAGCUCGAGUGAGUCCUACCCUGCCCUGACACGCAGCCAAAAUUCAGUCUUCACCGAAUAAAAGUUUUGACCAGGUUUGGCUCUCAGAGGGGAAACAACCUGACUCUCUGAAGUUGGAAGAAAAACUGCUGCGAGUUUAAGAGCCGACAGAACAGCCGGCCGACGGCAGUUUCACAGUCAAGAUGGUUACGCUGGAUGUUAAGAUGCUGAGGAUAUUGGCUGUCAUCUUCACGUGCGUCACUUUCAGCUUGGUUUCAUCUGAGCGCCAUCUAAGGUUCUCAUUUUGGUCAUGGUGCAUGUUCUCUUGGUGCUUCUGUUUCUCUGUCACCCUCAUCAUUCUGGUCCUGGAGUUCACCAGCCUCAGCUCGAAGCUGCCCAUCUCCUGGGAUGAUUUUACCACCGCCUUUUCCAUGUUGGCCACCCUAAUGGUGCUCACAUCGUCCCUCCUCUUCUCCAUCUUCUUCACUUGCAGGCGACUACCUGUACGGGGCUUUCACUGUGGCAAAGAUAUUGCGGCCUGCGUUUUCUCCUUCCUGACCUUCUUCCUCUACGCUGUCGAGGUUGGACUGACUCGGGCCAAGCCUGGUGAAAUCAGUGGGUUUCUCUCCACUGUGCCGGGCCUGCUCAAAGUUCUGGAGGCCUUCGUGGCCUGCAUCAUCUUCAUCUGUGUGGACCUUUUGCGGUACAACUUGCUUCCAGGUCUCCAGUGGUGUGUUGCUGUCUACUCCAUUUGUUUCAUUAUUUCCCUCCUCAUCAUUAUUUUAACUAUCGGCCGCCUGCUGUCCCGCUUCCCUGCACCUUUUAACAAAGUUCUGAUCGUCUGCAAUGUGCUGGCCGUGCUAAUGUACAUCACAGUUGCCGUCAUCUGGCCUUUCUACAUCUUAAGGAUUUAUCCCAGACCAAACUCCUGCCCUGUGGUCUGUGGGUGGAGUUUGGCUGUUGUUAUCACUUUCAUGACGUAUUUUAACCUGAUUGCUUAUAUUAUUGAUGCAGUGUAUUCUUUCAGGUUGGUUUUCUUCACCACUCCAGCAUAAGCACAUAGUUGCAUUGAUCUGAAUAAGGAGAUUUUGUUCCUGCUGGAAUUUUGCUUUUGUCAAAACAUUAACAUGUAUUCAACAGCAUAAAUGCAGUGUGAUGUCUUUGCAUUUUCCAUGCCUAUCUGCUGAUUUCCAUUGUAUAUAAAAACAUAGUUAUAUUAUGAAAUGCAUGUCUAGUUUACACUUUCUGUGAGGAUUUGGUUUUCUGUGUGUGUUAAUUAGUCCAUGUGUUGCUACACCUUGACUGUUUCCAGCUGUUCCUCAUUUCCCCUGAUUACCCUCUGUGUAUUUAUAUUCACUCUGUCUGUGUUUCCCUGUUGGAUCCUUGUUGAGGCUUUGUUGAAAGUCGUGUGUCUCCAGCUGCUACCAGUGUCUAAGUUCUUUCCCUCAUUGCUCACCUGUGCUGCCUGGACUUUCGUUCUCUUGAGAAUUCAUCAUUAAAACCAUCAUCAUUCGCUCAAUAA